Elgaria multicarinata webbii is the source of this 768-nucleotide messenger RNA. It is a transcript of the gene MSANTD1, whose product is annotated as Myb/SANT DNA binding domain containing 1. The transcript has 3 exons. Gene Ontology annotation, biological process: positive regulation of DNA-templated transcription. Gene Ontology annotation, cellular component: nuclear body. The record is from RefSeq and is a predicted model, not a curated record. Lineage: Eukaryota; Metazoa; Chordata; Lepidosauria; Squamata; Anguidae. The coding region runs from base 1 to 768 and encodes 255 amino acids.
AUGGCUGCAGCAGAAAUCCCCAGUUAUAUUGUUUCUUCUCAAGCUGAAAAGCACAGGAGGGCCAGGAACUGGACUGAUGCAGAAAUGAGAGGCUUAAUGCUGGUUUGGGAAGAAUUUUUUGAUGAACUGAAACAAACUAAAAGGAAUGCAAAAGUUUAUGAGAAAAUGGCAAACAAACUAUUUGAAAUGACUGGAGAAAUUCGCCAUGGAGAAGAAAUAAAGAUAAAAAUUACAAACAUGACAUUCCAAUACAGGAAAUUAAAAUGCAUGACCGAUGGUGAAACCCUUGCACCUGAUUGGCCUUAUUUUAAAACCAUUGAUAGAAUACUCUCUAAAGUGUCAGAGCACAAUGAUGUGAAAAUGCAGCCAGGCCCUUCAACAUCACAGACUGAGGCCUCGCAGUCACCAUCUGCCAAGUCUACACCUCUCUAUUUGCCAUAUAAUCAGUUCACAUAUGAAGGGAGAGAAGAAUUUUUUGAAGAUGAGCAUUCUGAGAGUUCCUCCAGCUUACUUUCGUAUAAGUUAAGAACUGAAGAGAGACCUGUAAAGAAAAGAAAAAUGCAAAACUGUAACUUUCAAAAGAAGAAACUGAAGUUAAUGGAAGCAAUGCUGGAAGAACAGAAGAAGCUGAGUAGGGCUAUGGAAGAAACCUGUAGAGAAGUGCGAAGGAUUCUGGACCAGCAGAACAUCAUCCAAGUUCAAAGUCUGCAACUGCAAGAAAGAAUGAUGAAUCUAUUGGAAAAAAUGAUCUCCAAAACCAAUGUUUAA